Molecule: messenger RNA, 3532 nt
Organism: Dromaius novaehollandiae (emu)
Lineage: Eukaryota; Metazoa; Chordata; Aves; Casuariiformes; Dromaiidae
Product: ribosome-releasing factor 2, mitochondrial-like
Exons: 20
Coding region: 488-2692 (734 amino acids)
Biological process (GO): ribosome disassembly; mitochondrial translation
Cellular component (GO): mitochondrion
Molecular function (GO): GTP binding; GTPase activity
Source: RefSeq, a predicted model, not a curated record
GUCCUGGUGCGCCGGCGCAGAGCGCUCUGGGAGUGCAGCUCGCUGCCGCGCGCUGGGGCCGCCGCGUCCGGCAGCGCCGGGGGGGCCGCGAGCGACGGAGCGGGAGGCGAGCGGGGCGGGUCUGCGGGGCCCCGCCGCUGAACCGGCGCCCUGGGACGGCGGGAGAAAGUGGGUGUUUGGCGGCGAGGUGGGAGCGGGGCGCAGCUGAGGCGGCUUUUUCCUUGCUAAAGUCACCGCGAAACGCACGUCGUUGGCUGCGCCCCUGGCGUGGGCAGCAGUCGGCGAGGCGUGGUUUAAACUUCUGCCCUUCGAUGUUGUGUCGCAGCAGCCUCGGAGACGCUUAAAAACUUGUCGUGUUUGGUUGCCGUACCCAGAACACCCCCCCACACACCACCACCACCACCACCACCACCUCCGAGGCUAGAGGAGCUGCGUGCGGUUCACUUAUUUACAGCCAGGGCUUUAUCUGAGCGGACCAUCUUUCGAAAUGGGAGCCACGAUGUUGAGUAUUAGAAGGAAUUUUUCAGUGCAUGUGUUGAAGUCAUCAAGUUUGUGCAGUGAGUGUAUGCAUUUCUGGAAGCAAAAUAUGAGAGUCACAGGAAGUCUGACACAAUGGAGCUGUAGUCAGAGAAACCACAGUUCCCUACCAGGAGAUGUUAAGUCUCUACGUUCUAUCAUUAACCCUCAUAUAUCCAGAAUCCGUAACAUUGGCAUCAUGGCGCACAUUGAUGCAGGGAAAACUACAACAACAGAGAGAAUGCUGUAUUAUUCUGGAUACAUAAGAUCACUUGGAGAUGUUGAUGAUGGGGAUACAGUGACAGAUUUCAUGGUACAAGAGCGGGAACGUGGUAUUACCAUUCAGUCUGCUGCUGUUACUUUUGACUGGAAAGACUAUAGAAUCAAUCUGAUUGACACCCCAGGUCAUGUCGACUUUACAGUGGAAGUUGAGCGUUGCUUGAGAGUCCUGGAUGGAGCAGUAGCUGUGUUUGAUGCUUCAGCUGGUGUUGAGGCCCAAACUCUGACGGUGUGGAGACAAGCAGACAAGCAUCAGAUACCGCGAAUUUGCUUUUUAAACAAGAUGGACAAAAAUGGGGCAAGUUUUACAUACGCUGUUGAGAGCAUCAAACAAAAGUUGAAGACAAAACCUCUGCUUUUACAGUUGCCCAUAGGGGAAGCAAAGACCUUCAGAGGACUGGUUGAUGUUGUGACUAAGGAACGAAUUAUCUGGAAAUCUACUUCUGCUUUGGAUGAUGGAAAAAUUUUUGAGCAAAAGCCACUGCUGGAAGCUGAUGAUCCCAACUUGUUCCAAGAAGUCCAGGAUGCCAGAAAUACCUUAAUAGAACAAGUUGCAGAUCUGGAUGAUGAGUUUGCUGAACUGGUUCUAGGAGAAUAUAGUGAAAAUUUUGACUUACUACCAGCUGAUAAGUUACAGUCUGCUAUACGUAGAGUCACGCUAGCUCAGAAAGCAGUGCCUGUUCUCUGUGGCAGUGCGUUGAAGAAUAAAGGAGUGCAGCCAUUACUGGAUGCUAUUACUGCGUACCUGCCUGCACCUAAUGAGCGUUCAUAUGAGUUUCUGGAGAGAAUGAGCCGGCUGCUCCUGCCUUUUGCUGAUCAGCAAAUUGAAAUACCAUCACUAAUGGCUGGCAACAUUGCCCUUACUGUUGGGUUAAAACAGAGUGCCACUGGAGAUACCAUAGUGUCAUCCAAGACCUCAGCUGUAGCAGCAGCGCGCCGAGCUGGAAGGGAUGCUGGUGGAGAGCGGAGGCGUACCAGUGAAGUAGAGAGCCUUCUGCUGGCAGGCGUUGAAGUCCCUGAGCCAGUCUUUUUUUGUACAAUUGAACCACCUUCAAUGGCCAAACAACAAGACUUGGAUAAUGCACUGAACUGCCUUCAACGUGAAGAUCCAAGUUUAAAGGUGAAGCUAGAUCCUGACACAGGACAAACUAUUCUGUGUGGCAUGGGAGAACUACACAUAGAGAUUAUUCAUGACCGAAUCAAACGUGAAUAUGGAAUUGAGACUUAUUUAGGACCUCUUCAAAUAGCAUACAGAGAAACCAUCCUAAAUGCUGCCCAAGCUGCAGAUACAUUGGACAAAACAGUAGGAGAUAAACGGCACUUUGUAACUGCAGAGCUAGAGGUGAGGCCGAGGUCGGGGGAGAGCGCAACAACAACACCAGUCAUAGAGUAUGCUGAAAAUGUCAUUGAGCUGCUUCCCAAAGAACUUCAAGGAGCAAUAGAAAAUGGAAUCGCUAAUUCAUGCAUUCAAGGACCUUUGCUGGGAUUCCCAGUUCAGGAUAUAGAAGUGACGGUGCAAUCACUGACGGUGCAUCCUGACACCUCCCAUACGAUGAUAUCAGCCUGUGUUUCCCGUUGCAUGCAAAAGGCUUUGAAAAAAGCCAGCAUACAAAUACUGGAGCCCCUGAUGAACCUAGAAAUCACAGUGAGUGAAGAUCAUCUCAGUGCAGCACUUGCUGACCUGGCACAGCGGAGAGGCAGUAUUCAGGAAAUCCAGAGUCGACAAGAUAACAGAGUUGUAGUUGCUGCUGUUCCUCUAGCAGAAACAAUGGGCUACUCAACAGUUCUGCGUUCUCUAACAUCUGGCUCAGCAACCUUCACUUUGGAGCUAGCUAGUUAUCAAGCCCUGAACAGUCAUGAGCAAAGCGCACUUCUUCAGAGGAGGGGAUUGGUAUGAUCACUUUACUCUGUACAAGAAAAAAGUUAUGUUCUAUCCUCCCUAUUAAAUAUUUUCAGAAGACUGUUUAGAUGCACCAGCAUGUUCUUCUGUGACCACCUGGUUAUGGUAAAUGAGAGACUAACAGCUGCAGGAGCGGACUGUGCUUCUGACUUUCCAAGGGAAUGGUCCCAAGACAAAGGGGAGUGUGAGUGAACUCAGUCAGACACAGCUGUCUAAUGCAAAGCAGUUGAACCAGAGAUGCAACCACAAUUUGCUGCUCUGACAGUUCAUAUCUUACAGAUAUCUACAAUGAUGAGUGAUGAGUGAUGCAUAUCCUUUUUAUAGACAUAAGCACUAAGUGUAUAUUAAUGCGCCAUUAAGACUGUUUCUUAACUUCACAAAGUUUACUUAAGUUUAUGUCUAUAGAUGAAAUAACAGUUUUGCCAGUCUCUAUUUGCAUUUGUUUUCAGCAGAAUAUGGUUAAGCAUCUUAAACUGUAAGUAUUCCCACACUGUUAGAAGACAGCUUCAAUGGAGUUUAGGACAAUGCAUGUAACAUUCACCUGAGUUUGCUUCUGCAAAUGAAGUAAGAUCUGUUCAAGAAAUGUUAGAAAUGCAGAGUUCUCCCACAAUAGGAAUCCUACCUACCUACCACCAUGGAGUGUUUUGGGGGUGGUGGUGGAUUUUGUUUGACCUUUAGCCUUUUGACCUAAUGAUUGAUUUAAGGUGUAAUGGUACAGUUCUGAUCUGCGGUGUGUUACAAUUCAUAAUUCAUUUGUAAUUUGCAGUUGUAUGCUUAUUUAGGAAAGCAGCAACUGAGAAAACAAAAUAAAAAGGUAGUUUACUCUUUAUAGUCAAA